Phycodurus eques (leafy seadragon) is the source of this 2874-nucleotide messenger RNA. RefSeq names its product T-box transcription factor 19 (gene tbx19). The transcript is spliced from 9 exons. Gene Ontology annotation, cellular component: nucleus. Gene Ontology annotation, molecular function: RNA polymerase II cis-regulatory region sequence-specific DNA binding; DNA-binding transcription factor activity, RNA polymerase II-specific. The coding region runs from base 391 to 1545 and encodes 384 amino acids. Gene Ontology annotation, biological process: regulation of transcription by RNA polymerase II; heart morphogenesis; positive regulation of DNA-templated transcription. Lineage: Eukaryota; Metazoa; Chordata; Actinopteri; Syngnathiformes; Syngnathidae. The record is from RefSeq and is a predicted model, not a curated record.
AGGAAUUUGUGUUUUUCAUCCUUUUGGGCUGUGUAAUCAAGUGGCACUGGUAAAGGCUUGAAUGAAAGUAAGAGUACAAAUUCUCAAGUUUUUCUCCAAGCAGUCUUUUCUGGAAUGCGACUUUUCUUCACUUAGCUACAUGGAUGUGCUCUUAUUUGGAAAAAUACUUUCUCACUAAGUAUUAAAAAAAAACACACAGGAUAUUUUGAAUAAUGUAAUGUAAUUGUUGGUGUGUUAUGUGUGUUUGCAGCUUGACUGUAGUUAAGAGUGGCGAGGGAGGAGCUUUGUCUGAUUGUGUUCAGUUGCUUGCUGACCCCUUUCAUAUUCCCAUCCAAAAUAUUUUUAGCGUUCAUCUUUCUAUCAGUCCCCUUUGGGAUUCUUUCAUUUCAGAUGAAGGUGGGGAAGCAACAGGAUGCUGGUGAGACUUCACCGGAGCUCUGCAUAUCGCGGCUGCUGACCGCAGUGGAGCGCGAGCUGCAAGCCGGGCAGGAGAAGGGUGACCCCACAGAAAGAGGGCUACAGGUCACCCUGGAGGGCGCUGAGCUGUGGAGGAAGUUCCAACACAUCACCAACGAGAUGAUAGUCACCAAGAACGGCCGACGCAUGUUUCCUGUCCUGAAGGUCAGCGUGUCAGGUUUAGACCCGAGUUCCAUGUAUUCAUUCCUGCUCGACUUCAUCCCGGCCGACGAUUGCCGCUGGAAGUUUGUCAACGGCGAAUGGCUGGUGGCGGGCCAGGCAGAGGGAGGCAGGGAGGGCCGUGACAAUGGUGGAAUCUACAUCCACCCGGACUCACCCAACUUUGGAGCUCAUUGGAUGAAAGCGGCGGUGACCUUUAACAAGGUCAAACUGACCAACAACCAAGUCAGUGGAGAAGGACAGAUCAUGUUAAAAUCGCUUCAUAAGUAUGAGCCUCAUCUGCACAUUGUGUGUUUGGGCUCUAAACAUCGUGUAGUUUCCAACAUUUCCUUCAAAGAGACUCAGUUCAUCACGGUCACCGCCUACCAGAACGAAGAGAUCACAGCUCUGAAGAUCAAACAUAACCCUUUCGCCAAAGCCUUUUUGGACACCAAAGACAGAAACCCAGGACGGCGGGGCUUGGCAGAGCCAACAGAGACUCAUGUUGGGAUUCCACCGUGUUGGUCUUUGCGUUCGCCGGGUGAAGGCGGGGCUUUUUCUUAUGGCAGCAGUCUUUCGCUUCCAUCUCAUCAUCAACAUGGAUACAGGCACCAUGGUUAUGUGGGACGACACACUCCCUAUCCUUACCUGACACACCACUCGCAUCCCUCAGGUGUUCAGGUGUUAUCAGAAGGGUGGAGCUCCACUUCUUCCCAUCCCCUUUCCAACAACAACCCUGCAACAGCGGCUUCUCCCAACUCCAAUCAGUAUCCUUGUCUGUGGACGAUUGGCUGCAGUGAGAUAAGCCCCGCCCCUUCGCCAUGUGCCAUUCUCCAAGGACCAAUCAGCAGCGAAAACCUCAUGCAACCUCACAGUACUACUCGACCAAAUGGUGCAGGGUGGGCUCCUGGACCCACCCAGUCUUUCUAAAAAGGCACAUGAUUGGUUAAACAAGAUUCACCAUUUACUGCUGGGUAUUUAUUAUUUGAGGGGCUUAUAAAUAUUUAUUUGUCAACAAACAGUCUCACUCAUGAUAGACAAAUUAUGUUCAGCUGGUGUUUCCAACUAUAAAUAUAUUUAAAAAAUAUCUUAGAGGGGACAUAUAAAAGACAUACUUAUUGUUUGUAUCCAAAUAGUUCUGUGUCGAGUGCCUGCCCACUCAAGUGUGAUGUUAAACAACUAAGUAGAUUUUAGACAGUGAUAGUAGUAACAUAAAAGUAACAUAAUAUGCACCCUCACACUCAAUUUCUCAACAAAAGACAGCUAGGCUGGACUAAGUUUCAAUAAAAAAGGAGCAAUAUGAUGAGGCCUCUGAAGCACCAAGUAUCAUUUCAAAGCCAAAAAGUAAGCAGAGCUUCAGUGUUCUCACAGAUCAGUAUUCGCUAACAGUGUUACCAACAUUAGCGUCUGAUAAUCAUGUCGGGCUAUUUUGUCGAUGUCUAUUUCUUUGGCCAUGUCAUGCGCCACCCUGCUAGAUUAAUCGACAAGUGUAAUUCGGUGGCUUGUGAUGAAAUGUUGCCUUCACAGGUGAUAAUGCAAUGGAAUCUGUAUGAGCUUUAAGUAUGUCUUGUUUAUUGUUAUAUGUGCUGCUCCACAAAAAUACAUUCAUUGUCGCUUGUUUUGCACCUUUGGUGCUCUGCUUCCGCUAGUUACCAAUAGAAGCAAGCAGCUAGCCUCGGCCAAGAAAGACGCAAGAGGAGACAGGCAAACAAGACCCAGCCCACCGGUUUCCAUUCAAACACCUAACUCCUUUUUAUUCUCACCAAAAAACUAGAAGAGUCUUCUUUGCGAGAGGCUGCGGUCUGUCCCCGCAAAUCUGCGUGUGUGAACAUGAUUGACAACAUCCCUCUGUAACACCUUCUGUCUCUUCAGCCUCUGAUUGGCUGUUCUUGUCCUGCUGUGACAAGUUUUAAAAUAAUAAUCCAAAUUAAAUUAGGGGCAUAAAAUGGGGCCAGAGAGGGAUCAUUUUAAUAUUCUACUAUCAGGUCAUACAGACGGUUUCAACAUAUAUGAGGAAAAAGUGUUGUUUUUUUAACUGCAAACUCCACCUUUAAAUUUGUGUUUAAUUAAUUAUAAGAAUGAGGAUGAUUUAUUAAAAUAAACCUGUAUGCAUUUGAUACACAAAUUUUAUCAAAUUGUUUUUACCUCAUCUACAAAUAAGAUGGCCCAUCUGUUCAAUUUUAAAAAAUGAAAUGUGACCCUUGAGCACAAAUGUUUGCCCCCCCCCCCCCGCUAUAUAUCAAGUGUUCUUUUUUUAUU